Messenger RNA from Sorghum bicolor (sorghum), 948 nucleotides. RefSeq lists its product as uncharacterized. Lineage: Eukaryota; Viridiplantae; Streptophyta; Magnoliopsida; Poales; Poaceae. The coding region runs from base 1 to 753 and encodes 250 amino acids. The transcript is spliced from 7 exons. The record is from RefSeq and is a predicted model, not a curated record.
AUGGGGAAAGAACAAGAGGAGAUUACUAGCUUCACUGCGUUCUAUAAUAAAAGACCUGUAAUCCAAGCUUCUAUUCAUCCAGAAUUGGAUCGUGGUGAGAAGAUUGAACUUUUGGUGGGUAAGACAGAGACCUUACAAUCACAGACUGAGAAUUUAUCCGUGAUACAUGCUUUUGAUGGUGAAUCAUUUGAGCAGUGGUAUAUAAUUCAGGAACCUAGGAAGAGGCGCCUUUCAGAUGCACAUGAGUUGGUGUCACAAUUCUAUAACAUGAAAGAGAGCACAAGCAACAUCGCCGGUGUGCAGCAAUACUGGGAGCAACAAAGGUAUCUCCGGAAGAAAAUUUGGCUUGAAACCUGGCUAAGACGGGAAAUUCAGGCCCUUACUCGGGAUGAGAACGUUGAGGCCAUAGUCUACCACAUUCAUGGUGUCAUUGGAUCCUUCAUGAAGAGGCUUGAAAUGGAGCACAAAUCAAGGAUGAUUUCACCAGAGAAGAGGAGGGAAGAGUUCAGGAGAUUGGUCUCUGAUGCUGCUAGGUCAUUCCUCCUUGCCCGAACAGAGCGAUUCGUCACCGAGGUUGAGCUCUUCCUGGUUUCAAACCUCAACAUGGAAGCAUACAACAAAUUGUGCAUUCAGAGGUUUAGGGAGUCCAGUUCCCAUCUAACGAGAGAGCAAGAUGCGCUGCCUCAUGAUCGGUCUCUUGAGGAGCACUACUUGUAUUUUGUAUGUAACGACACGGACUGUGAUGAGAUGUAGUGAUAUGCGAUUUUUGCCACAGGUGUCCUUGUUCCCUUGUACUAUGCUGCAAUUUUUGCCACAGGUGUCCUUGUUCCCUUGUACUAUGCAUGCGUGGAAUGGUAAAAGGAUAGAAACAUCCAUUUGCAAUAAUGUGAGUAUUAACCUUUGUAAAUAAUUAUUCUUUUUUCACCUCAUAUAGUUGAUUAACUAUAA